This is a messenger RNA of Poeciliopsis prolifica (blackstripe livebearer), 1038 nucleotides long. RefSeq lists its product as uncharacterized. Bases 343 to 1038 code for a protein of 231 amino acids. Lineage: Eukaryota; Metazoa; Chordata; Actinopteri; Cyprinodontiformes; Poeciliidae. The transcript is spliced from 4 exons. The record is from RefSeq and is a predicted model, not a curated record.
AAAAGCGUGUUGGACAAUGGAUGGGCGUGGAAGAGAUUUUUUUUUCACAUUUAAAUUGAUUUUAAAAAAAAACUUUCUAACAAUGUAAUAGGUAUAGAAUAAGCUUGUAGUUCCCGUCGCGGCCGCGGGGGCAGCAGCGAGCAGGAAGCGGUCAGCAGAAGAAGAGCAGCAGCAGCAGACUUCCCGGCGUGGCCUGUUGUGGUUCUGAUUCGGUUGGUUUCCUCAGGGCCGGUGUUGAACAGAACAUGGAGUUCGGACUUUAAUCUUAAUAGUCCGGGUGUGACGUCACAGUGAACCCUGCGGAGAUGGCCUCGCGUCCGUCAGGUGAGCUUACCUGCAGCCAUGGAGCCCCCUGCUGGAGGAGAGGAGCUGUGCAUCCUGCUGCUGAGGCAGGCAGGAAGCCGGGAGGUGGGCUGCCAGUGGGAGAGACCCGAGGAAGAGGAGCAGACGAGGAAGGAGGUGGGCUGCCAGAGCUGCAGAACCGAGACCAGGGAGGCGGCCGUCCAGGUGGACCUGCUGGGUCAGACCCAGAACCUGCUGGGUCAGAACUUCAGCUGGAGACACUCAGGUUCGUCUGACGACCUGCUGCAGUGUCUGACAGUCCGACCCGACGGGUCAGACGGCGGUGCGCUGCUGCAGCACUGCGUCCCGAAUCGGACCAGAACCAGGAUCAUCAGACCUGCAGCCAAACUCUCUGAUGAGCCCACUGACACCAGAACCAGGAAGAGACCGGUUCCGCAGAGAGCCAGAUGCAACGGGAGACCAGGCCGGCCGCGCCGCCGGUCACCUGACCCCAGAAGGACGAGCAGGAGGAGGAGGUGGGGGUGGAGGACAAAGACAUCGGUGACCCCACCUGGACCCCGAGGGGAGACCGGCCUCUGGCUGUGUCAGAGCCCGGACCGGACUCUGGACCCAGACCGGACUCUGGACCCAGACCGGACUCUGGACCCAGACCGGACUCUGGACCCAGACCGGACUCUGGACCCGGCCUGCAGCAGGAGCUGGACAGCUCGGUGUGUGACGUGUGUGGGAAGGUGA